AUGAAAUCGGUUAAGUGUUUUGUACCGUUUUUGGUACUGCUCCUGGCCAGUGGAUUGCAAGCAGGUAUCUUGCGAGACCUUGCCCAUAAACAUAUCAAUAAAGCGGCCAACAUUUUGGAUCCCUUGGGGCUGUUCCAUGGAAAACAAGACAACGCUGGAGCUUCUGCUGAAGCUAACAGCCAGAGUCUGUCGAACAAUGUGAAUCUUGGCCCUCUUAGUAUUUCUACAGCUGUAAGCUCAGCUUCAGCGACAGCAAACGCAGGUUCUGGUGGUAGUGCUUCUGCAAAAGCUGAUGCUAGUGCCAAUGCUUAUGGAAAUGGCAUAUCUUCUGCUCAAGCUAGCGCUAACGCUAACGCUAACACUGGCGCUGGAACAUACGGCAAUGGAUUCAGUAAUACCAAUGUUCCUGCUUACAACGGGAAUUACCAGAAUGGAAACACUGGAUACAAUGGAAACAUGUGCCGAGGAAAUUCUGGGUACUACCCUAAUGGAAGUCCUGGAUGUGGCAAUGAUUACAACAGUGCUGAUGCCUACGGUAAUGCCUAUGCUGAUAAUAGCGGACACAGUGUAACUAAUACUGGUACUCACACUCUUGGAAACGGUCAAGCUGACGCUGGAGCUAAUGCUCACGGAUCUGGACAUUAUGGAGAAGGAGAAAAUGGUGGAUCUGUUUUAAAUCCUAACACUAAUUUUGAAUCUCAACCAACUAAUAAUCAAUUUAACCAACAAACUCCUAAUUUGAAUAGUAACAAUUAUCCGGUUGGUAAUAAUAAUAAUUAUAAUAAUCAAGGAGCAACUUCUGGAGCGUCAGCAAGUGCAGUUGCUAGUGCUUCUGCAAAUGCUGGGACUAAUUAUGAAUCUUCCCCGAAUUCCAAUGGUCAAUUUAACUCACCAAGUAACUUCAAUGAUAAUAAUAAUAAUUAUUAUCCAGUAAAUAAUUAUAACAAUCAAGGCAGCAAUUCUAAAUCAGCAGCAAAUGCUGCUGCAAAUGCGAAUUCUCAAUCCAAUACUAAUUACAAAGUUCCGCCGAUUUCUAAUAAUAAUCAAUAUGAACCGGUAAAUUCUCCCAAUAAUAAUUAUAAUUACCCAGUAAAUAAUUAUAACAAUCAAGGUGGAGAUUCUGCAUCAGCAGCAAAUACUAAUACUAAUUCUGAAUCUCAACCAACUAAUAAUCAAUUUAACCAACAAACUCCUAAUUUGAAUAGUAACAAUUAUCCGGUUGGUAAUAAUAAUAAUUAUAAUAAUCAAGGAGCAACUUCUGGAGCGUCAGCAAGUGCAGUUGCUAGUGCUUCUGCAAAUGCUGGGACUAAUUAUGAAUCUUCCCCGAACUCUAAUGGUCAAUCUAACUCACCAAGUAACUUCAAUGAUAAUAAUAAUAAUUAUCCAGUUAAUAAUUAUAACAAUCAAGGCAGCAAUUCUAAAUCAGCAGCAAAUGCUGCUGCAAAUGCGAAUUCUCAAUCCAAUACUAAUUACAAAGUUCCGCCGAUUUCUAAUAAUAAUCAAUAUGAACCGGUAAAUUCUCCCAAUAAUAAUUAUAAUUACCCAGUAAAUAAUUAUAACAAUCAAGGUGGAGAUUCUGCAUCAGCAGCAAAUACUAAUACUAAUUCUGAAUCUCAACCAACUAAUAAUCAAUUUAACCAACAAACUCCUAAUUUGAAUAGUAACAAUUAUCCGGUUGAUAAUUUUAAUAAUAAUAAUAAUCAAAGGGCAACUUCUGGAGCAUCAGCAAGAGCAGUUGCUAGUGCUUCUGCAAAUGCUGGGACUAAUUAUGAAUCUUCCCCGAACUCUAAUGGUCAAUCUAACUCACCAAGUAACUUCAAUGAUAAUAAUAAUAAUUAUCCAGUUAAUAAUUAUAACAAUCAAGGCAGCAAUUCUGGAUCAGCAGCAAAUGCUGCUGCAAAUGCUAAUUCUCAAGCUAAUACUAAUUACGAAGUUCCAACGAUUUCUAAUAAUCAAUAUAAACCUGGAAAUCCUCCUAAUAAUUAUAAUAGCAAUAAUAAUUAUCCAGUAAAUAAUUAUAACAAUCAGGGUGGACAAUCUGUUUCAACAGCAAACGCUAACACUAAUUAUGAGUCUUUACCAAAGUCUCCUGACCAAUUCAAUACUGCUAAUACUAAUACUAAUACUAAUAAUAAAAAUAGAAAUACAAUAAGAUUAGUACCAAGUAGACAAGUACCUCAACGAAAUUCCGGAAGACAAAAAAUAACAAUAACAUUCAUUGAAGGAAGCCCAACUAGUCAAUCAAACGCUAAUUCUCAAUCUAACGCUCAAACUGGUGCUGUUUUUAGACCUCAAAAUAACCAACAAUUUUCUAAGCCUAACUACGGGCAAGGGUCUAUCAGAUUCGUCCCCGCUGAAGAUUCGCGAGUAACAUCUCAAUCCCAAAGCUCAGCUACCGCCGUAUUAAUACCAAUUGUUCUAUCGGACUCACCCCCAACAAACCGACGACCUCGCCCCCGUAAGCCAAAUCGUCGUAAUAAUUCUCCCGAAUCGGGUUAUGGGCAACAAGAAAUAAUCUUUGUCGAAAGACCGGCUCCAGCCAAGAAUGACUACAACGGAGGAUACCAAAACGGACAAACAGUUAAUACUGGAGUUUAUGGAGCUCCAAAGUAUGGGAAAAAUCCGUUCUUUGGAAAUUCUGGCGCCAAUGCUAAUGGGAACGCUCAAUCUGGAACAAACGUAGGAACUUAUCCAAUUAAUCAGCCAACAUAUAAUUAUGGAAAUAAUGGAGGUCAUUAUGGAGGAAAUACUGGAGGUAAUUCACAGGCAAAUUCUCAAGCGACUGCUCAAGCUAAUGCUAACGCAAACUCUCAAUCUGGAACCAACGGAGGGACUUAUGCCAACAAUCCAACUACAGGAACUUAUGGAAACAAUGGUUACUACGGAGGAAAUACUGGAGAUAAUUCACAGGCAAAUUCUCAAGCGACUGCUCAAGCUAAUGCUAACGCAAACGCUCAAUCUGGAACCAACGGAGGAACUUAUGCCAGCAAUCCAACGUCAGGUACUUAUGGAAAUACUGGUUACUAUGGAGGAAAUACCGGAGCUAAGAAUCCAUUUUUAAACAAAAAACCAGUUAUUCAGAACAGCGCUCCUACUGGAACAAACUACAAUCAAGGAACAUACGGAACUGGGCCUAAUUAUGGCAGUUCUGGAGGUUCAGGAAAUCCAUUUAUAAAUCAGCCAAACAUAGAAACUCAACCGCCACACUAUGGAACCACUGGAAUUUACGGAGUUCCUACUGGAACUCAAGGUGGAGCAAAUGCAAAUGCAGGAGCGAACGCUAACGCUAAUUCAGGAGCCACUGCUGGUUCAGGAAAUCCAUUUAUUAGUCAGCCGAAUGUAGAAACUCAACCGCCACACUAUGGAACCACUGGAACUUACGGAGUUCCUACUGGAACUCAAGGUGGAGCAAAUGCAAAUGCAGGAGCGAACGCUAACGCUAAUUCAGGAGCCACUGCUGGUUCAGGAAAUCCAUUUAUUAGUCAGCCGAAUGUAGAAACUCAACCACCACACUAUGGAACCACUGGAACUUACGGAGUUCCUACUGGAACUCAAGGUGGAGCGAAUGCAAAUGCAGGAGCGAACGCUAACGCUAAUUCAGGAGCCACUGCUGGUUCAGGAAAUCCAUUUAUUGGUCAGCCGAAUGUAGAAACUCAACCAGCACACUAUGGAACCACUGGAACUUACGGAGUUCCUAGCGGAACUCAAGGUGGAGCGAAUGCCAAUGCAGGAGCAAACGCUAACGCAAACGCUAAUUCAGGAGCCACUGUUGGUUCAGGAAAUCCUUUCGUCAAUCAGCCAAUUAAAAAACCUCCGCCUUCUUAUUAUGGAACCUCUGGAACUCAGGGAACUAAUUAUGAUUAUUCAGGAACUCACGGAGGCUCUACUCACGACAAUUCUGGUACCUACAAACCAGAACCUGAUUGUGAUUGUGGCCCAGACGGAACACCAUUAAACAGUGGAGCCCAAGCUGGAGCCAGUGCUACUGCAACUGCAAACGCUAAUUCAGGAGUUUCUCCAGGUCCAAGCAAUCCAAUUGCAAGUCAGCCGACAUAUUACGGAGACCUUGGAAAUAACCAAGGAUCCAACGAUGAAUUUCAGGCUUCUGCUACUGCUAAUGCAAAUGCAAAUGCUGAAUCUUCAGCGACGACUGAUAACCAAAACAACGUCGGGCCAUAUGAUGAUGGAUUAUACCACCCUGAAAAGUAUGACCAUGCCAACUAUGACAAUACUCAAGGAACAAAACAGGUAGCUGAUAACCAAAACAACGGUGGGCCAUAUGAUGAUGGAUUAUACCAUCCUGAAAAGCAUGGAGAUGGCUACGUCCAGUCGAACGGUGACUCAGGAAACUACGGCGGCUUUAAUAACAACCAGCUUCCAACUGUGACCGGAAACUCUGGUGCAAAUGCCCACGCCGCUGCCGAGGCCUCUGCUACCGCUAAUGCAGGCUUUGGGGGAUCUUCUAAACCCCAAGGGUACCAACCUGGAACCGUAGACUCCUAUGGAAACCCAUUGCCAGGAACUUUGUAUAAUUCUGGUGGACAUCUUGACUCUGGUGCUCAUGCCAAUGCCAAUGCUAAUGCCAAUGCUGAAGCUUCUGCUGGAGCUAAUAGCGAUGCUAGUGCCAAAGCAACUGCUGAUGCAAGUGCAACUGGCAAUGGAUCUGCUUCUGCGAAUUCCAACGCCAACGCUUACGGUAACGGCCGAGCGUUAGCCAAAUCAAGUGCAUCCGCAUCUGCUGGUCCAGGGUUUGGUUCGAAAAGUUCAGCUUCUGCCAACGCCCAGGCCAGUGCAGACACCACUAGAAUGCUUAUUUUUACUGACUAG
This is a messenger RNA of Cotesia congregata, 4827 nucleotides long. The record is from the annotation of a GenBank genome assembly. NCBI's taxonomy places the organism in Eukaryota, Metazoa, Arthropoda, Insecta, Hymenoptera, Braconidae.